Molecule: messenger RNA, 381 nt
Organism: Prorocentrum cordatum
Lineage: Eukaryota; Dinophyceae; Prorocentrales; Prorocentraceae
Source: the annotation of a GenBank genome assembly
AUGAUGCCGCACGAGCCGACCAGGCAAGGGACCUCUUCGUCGCACGGGAUGGCGGCCGCCCCGGCAAGGCAGCACAUCUGGCCCUGCGACUUGAUGCACACGGUGGGCGAGACACAGCGAAUCGCGCAGCAGACGCAGCAGAGCGUCGGCGCGUUGCUUGCAGCAGUACUCGACCUCGAGGCAGCACAUGGUCUCGCUGGCCAUGCACCACAUGCACCCAUCCCCGAAGAGGAAGCCGUCGUAGCAGCAGCAGCACCCGUCGCAGACGACGAUCGCGUCGUUGUCGAGCGCGUCGCCGUCGCCGCCCAUUGCUUCGAGCAACCUCGGCGAAUCUUGUGUCCUGACAGCGUGCAGCGAGUGCCCCAGGUCGAGCAGGCCUGA